Molecule: messenger RNA, 267 nt
Organism: Penicillium verhagenii
Lineage: Eukaryota; Fungi; Ascomycota; Eurotiomycetes; Eurotiales; Aspergillaceae
Product: Autophagy-related protein 12
Exons: 1
Coding region: 1-267 (88 amino acids)
Source: RefSeq, a predicted model, not a curated record
AUGGAUUCCUCAUCUCCACUAGAGCGCUCCCCGACCAACUCCCCCGCCAUUCCAUCUGCCUCUAGUAGUCUCAGUUAUCGUCCCAGCCACGGCCAACCUCAACCAGAUUCGUCACCAAACAUGACGGAUACUCCGAUUCCCGACGACCAGCAUGGAGCUGAUCUACCAAUGAAUAUGACUGCAUCAGUUAUGCUGACUGGCCUGCCUCGUGAUGCCCAUCAGGCACUCGCUGAUGUGGAACGCAUCGAUUCUCACAAAGGUAUCUAG